Acanthochromis polyacanthus (spiny chromis) is the source of this 1465-nucleotide messenger RNA. RefSeq lists its product as uncharacterized. The transcript has 3 exons. The record is from RefSeq and is a predicted model, not a curated record. NCBI's taxonomy places the organism in Eukaryota, Metazoa, Chordata, Actinopteri, Pomacentridae. Bases 249 to 506 code for a protein of 85 amino acids.
ACCAUGCUCCGGGGAUUAGCUAUUUAAAGUUCAGGCACUGCGCGCCACAGAAACCUUCCCAUACUGCCAAUAAGGACGCAGGUUUGAGGACGUGUAGCGCUCCGAGGACGCACACUGAACCACAUUCUAAUGAGAGAAGCGACGAGGAACGCAGAUGAGGAGUGAAUAAAAGCAUUUCAGCUGGACAAAUAUCAACAGAUAUCCACUUUCUUUGCCUAUACAAGUCUAUUCCACCAGGCGGCUCUGUCAUGGGUGUGAAGAUGCUGCAGUGUUUUCCCUUCUACAGACGCUGUAAAGAGCGCUGCAAGAGCAGACAGUGCCCCCCAGCAGCAGUUCCCAUUGAGGAGAUGAAACCACGUCUGUCCUCCACAACAUCCUGGGGCAGCGACAGCGAAGGAGCAGGGAGCCUCAGUCGGGGCUCGCAGAUCUACUUCUCCACCAAGGCCAGGCUGUCCUUCAGGCAUCAGCUGGACAGCAACAUCAACGCAGUGGACGCCACCUACUGAGAAGCCUGCAGAGGAGCUUAACGGACUCAGUUUUCCAUCCUGUUUUUGCCUGGAGGCCGCGGUGCAGAGCUGGGGAGCCUGUAGCUGAGCGAAUGCAUCUAACGUCACCUUUAGAUGCGAUCAACGGUUAUUGUGCAGAGCUGCAGGUCGUAUUUGAUCCUCUUGCUCCUCGCCGCCCACACAGAACUCUUCAUGGUUAAUCAGAUUCAACAAGGGACGGAGGAAAACAGACUGACAGAGACUUGGUUUUUAGAUGUCAUGAGACUGAACAGGGUGGAUUUACUGCCGAACCGACAUACUCACGAGGUGGAAGACAAGAUAGUUUGUUUACAGCAUUCACUACCAAUAAGUGCAUUACAUUUUUUUUUAAACUGCAUUUCUUUUUAUCUCUAACUACUUGCUGAUUAGAUCAUGGAUGGCAUUAAAGAGGGCUUCACAGUGUAAUUAUAUCUGUGUCACAAGUAUCACAAGUGACUGAAUCAGUUCCAAAAACCGAGAACUGUGCUGAUUUUCUAACCCUGCUCUGUGAAACAAAAAACCACAAGCUAAGAGUGAAAUGUAUCAGGAAUCACUCUCUAACUGGCUGAUUGCACAAGAGUCAUGUUGACAUUGUGUAGAAUACAGUUUGAGGAUGUUUAGCAGCUGAUUUGCUUCGAGUUAGUUCCUUUUUGAAAACCCAUGAAGUCAACUGAGCUGCACAGCAACUCGAUUUCUUUUAUGCAUUCUGUUAGUCAUGCUUUUAAUAUUUUUUUAACUAAAAAAACGUCUUGGUUGUUAAUAAAAUUCAGACUUUUUAGGAAACCCUAACUGCAGAUUUGAAGGAUGAACAGGGGUCUGAGCUGAUAACAAGCAGGCAAGAAUGUAAAUGUUGGUCCCAAAAAAGACAAAUGAUUCAAAUCCACAAGGUCAAAAUCUUCAUUUACAACUAAUAGAUUAAAAAAAAAACAUUUGUAUUGAAA